AUGAGAAGUGUUGUGAUUGUGGGCCAGGGCCCCGGCGCCUACAUGUGCGGGAUAUACCUUCACACAGCCAACAUGUCGCCUCUCAUAAUCAAAGCAUGCAAAGAGAAGCCGGACUUUUCCGGGUCUGGAAAUGUUGUGGGUGUGAAGGGAAUUCAGAGGCCAGAAGAGUUCAUCGACUUGGUUGAAAGACAGUCUAGGAACAUGGGGAUAAAUGUGGUGGAGGAGGAGGUUGUGGAGAUCGCCAGGAGAGAAGGGUGUCUUGAAGUCAAGACAGACGCCUCCGUGUACAAAACGAAGUCCCUAGUAAUCGACAGCAAAGCCCUAGAGACAAGAUACCGCCCUCUGCUAGAAGACAACGGUGUAUUUUAUGUCAGCGACAAGGCCCCCUGCAAAGAGGCGAUAGUCCUUGCAGGGGCAGGAUGCAAGGUGUCGUUCGAUGUGAAAGAGUUUAUGGAUACCAUGAAGCAAUGA
Messenger RNA from Encephalitozoon cuniculi GB-M1, 471 nucleotides. RefSeq names its product thioredoxin reductase. The coding region runs from base 1 to 471 and encodes 156 amino acids. The transcript has a single exon. Lineage: Eukaryota; Fungi; Microsporidia; Unikaryonidae. The record is from RefSeq and is marked provisional.